AUGGCAUCGCGGCCUCCGGUGAUUUGCGACACCGGCACGGGGGUGAUCAAGGCAGGGAUGGCUGGAGAGCAGGAACCGUCCGUGAUGCUCCCAAACCUACUGGGCCGCCCGGUGCUGCGCGCGGAUGGCAUGGUGGUCGGUCAGGUGGAGGACAUCAUGAUUGGAGACGAGGCCAAUGCAGCGAGGUCCAUGCUGCAAUUAUCCCGACCCAUUCAGAAUGGCGUGGUGAAGGAUUGGAAUGAGAUGGAGGCCGUUUGGGACUACACCUUCAAGAAGCUUGGGAUUGAAAACCCAGCAGACCACAAGGUGCUGCAGACGGAAGCGGCACUGAACCCGCCCCGGAAUCGCGAGAAGAUGGUUGAGAUCAUGUUCGAGCGGUAUGGCUUUAGCGGAGUCAACGUCUCCGUGCAGGCGAUUCUAGCCUUGAAUUCCAGAGGGCUGCAGUCAGGCUUUGUGGUGGAUUCAGGAGAUGGAGUCACCCAUUUGGUGCCAGUGACCGAAGGUUAUUUGGAGCCGGCACUCGUACAACGAGUCAAUUUGGCUGGCAGACAUGUCACUGAGCAGCUGAUGAAGCUCCUGGUAGGUCAAGGGCAUCCGUUGAACUCGACCACUGACUUUGAGACCGUCCGUGAGGUCAAGCAGAAGCUAUGCUAUGUGGCCUACGACCCGGAAGCGGAAAAGAAGCUUGCCAGGGAGACCACCUUGGUCGACCGUCAGUACGUGCUUCCGGACAGCCGAACCAUGCGGGUGGGAGCCGAACGGUUUCUGGCGCCGGAGAUCUUGUUCAAGCCAGCUUUGGCUGGGCACGGCGACACCGAUGGAUUGGCCGAUUUGGUGUUUAACACCAUCAGGCGAUCUGAUAUCCACGUGCAGAAGGAUUAUUUCAAACAAAUCCUGCUCUCGGGUGGCACGACGAUGUUUCCGGGAAUGUCCUCAAGGCUUGAAAAGGAUCUCAAGGCUCUCUAUUUGCAGAACGUCCUCCAAGGGGAUUCCUCCCGUGCCAGCAAAUUCAGGGUUCACGUGGAGGUCCAACCCCCAAAGCCCGUGAAUUUGCAUCCUGCCAUCGUGCAGCCUCUCAUGCCAUUGGCCAAGGAUGGGGACAUCGCACAUGCGCACCACGCAGACCUGAUAGUGAAGAGACGUCCUGGCGUCCUGCAGAUGUGCUGCCAGCUCAGCGGGGAAGAGGGGGGCGAUGUGCUGCCGGUUGGGCCCGCGCGAGCGAACGCCAGUGACCCUGGCCGUCAGGAGCACGGGACGCGGGCUCCGCGCGAGGGACGCGUUCGGGGGGAAGCCUCCAAGCGAAGCGAGCUGACGGUGUCCUGCAGGAAGUCCUUGAAGCGAACCCAUGACCUCUUCGUGGGGAACGAAGAGUUAAAGCGAGUGGAGGAGCGGUAUGAGCACAUCAGGAAUGUGCCUGACCAGGUCACAGAUGAGAAUGCCGCGUUGCCCUUCCUCCGUAGUGCGCCGGCGGAUGACGCCACUCGCGAGGCCUUGCCAUCAGCUAUUACUCAGAUGCUAACAGAUGGCGAGACGGGUCAGAAGACCUCGGGUCCUGCGGUGGGACCAGUGGCACAUGGCCUGCUUGUGGUGCCGCUGGUGCCCAAGGUCUCCGAUCCCUCCACGGAGAUCCAGGUUCGCCCGUUGCGUGAGCGGCCGGAGAUCCCCAAGCCCAUUUGGCAUCCACCCUGGAAGCUCAUGAGGAUUAUGUCUGGCCAUGAGGGCUGGGUUCGCACCGUUGCAGUGGACCCAACCAAUGAGUGGUUUGCGUCCUCGGGCAAUGAUCGUCUCAUCAAGAUCUGGGACCUGGCCAGUGGCGUGCUGAAAUUGUCAUUGACCGGACAUGUGAGCACCGUUCGUGCAGUGGCUAUCUCUGACAGGCACCCGUACCUCUUCAGCGCUUCAGAAGACUGCGAGGUGAAGUGUUGGGAUUUGGAGCAGAACAUGGUGAUCCGGAAUUACCAUGGCCAUCUCAGUGGCGUUUACACCUUGGUCUUGCACCCCACGCUCAACAUCCUGGCUACAGGAGCUGAAAUGGGCGGCCGCGAUGGCUCGGUACGCAUCUGGGACAUGCGGACGAAGACCGGGAUUUUUGUGUUCACCGGUCACACCAAUGCGAUCUGCUCUCUGGCCUCACAGGCAUCGGAGCCGCAGUUCCUGAGCGGCUCAAUGGAUCGCAUGGUCCGGCUGUGGGAUCUGGCAGCAGGCAAGUGUGCGGUAACCCUAACCAAUCACAAGAAAAGUGUGAGGGCUUUGGGCAUCCAUCCGCUCGAGUAUACCUUUGUCUCCUGCUCUUCAGACAACAACAAGGUGUGGAAGUGCCCCAAAGGAGCUUUCGAGCGGAACAUUCAGGGCCACAACGCCAUCGUGAACUGUUGCGCGAUCCGAGAAGGGCAGCAGGGAUCGUCUCAGCUCAUCGCGGGCACAGACAAUGGCUAUUUGCAUUUUUGGGAUUGGAGAAGUGGCCACAAGUUUCAGAGCUUGGAGGCCAUUCCCCAGCCUGGUAGCAUGAGCGCCGAGAAUGCAAUCUUUGACAUGGCGCUUGACCAGAGUGGAAGCCGCUUGAUCACAGCAGAGUGUGACAAAACGGUGAAGAUCUACCGAGAGGCCCGAGCGAAGAUCAUGCUGAAUGUCUUUCAUCGCUAUGAUGACAUCGAGCCGUUGAUGUGGAACGGGGCAUGUGGCUUUGGCUUUUCGGUCUUUCCACCCGGCGCUAAAAGCAGAAGGGUGUGCAUCAUGACAUCUUCUUUGUCAGAGCUGGGGAGAAUUAGAACCUAA
Durusdinium trenchii is the source of this 2775-nucleotide messenger RNA. NCBI's taxonomy places the organism in Eukaryota, Dinophyceae, Suessiales, Symbiodiniaceae. The record is from the annotation of a GenBank genome assembly.